Messenger RNA from Geodia barretti, 289 nucleotides. The record is from the annotation of a GenBank genome assembly. Lineage: Eukaryota; Metazoa; Porifera; Demospongiae; Tetractinellida; Geodiidae.
AUGUUGGCUGGUUGGAGGAGAGGCAGAGUUUCCAGGGGUGGGGGUGAGGGUGCUGGGGAGACAGGACGUGGGCCAUCAGUGAGCAGAAGAUUCCGUUCUGGGGACCUCCGUCGGGGAAGUCUACCACUAGGGGACCGGCCGACACGCACACUUCCUUUACCUUCUCCUCCGCCACUUGUCUCAGGACACUCGGCAUCAACCAGGUCUCUGGACCCUCCUCACUCUCCAGUUUGGCAAACACCAGCAGCUCCUCCAGAAGGUGGAUCAGAUCCUCGCAGCUGAAGAUCCC